CGCGUAUGCGCAUGCCCAGUGUGGCAGAAGGCGCUGAGCUCUCUGCCGGCGCGCACCCGGGACGGAUCCGGCUGUCCCGGGACAGGGGGCUUCUGGGCACCUACGCGGGGUGAAGCCACCUUGGACUGGGAAAUGUUGCCCUGAGUGUGGGGUCCAGGUAUGGACUUCCUGACGGCUCCCCAGUCCCCCCCAGGGUCCCCGGCUAUGGACUUGGAGGAGCCCCAAGACCCUCGGACACUUUGCCAGGACCCCACCCCGGCCUGCCCUUGGGACCCAGCCCCUGGAGGCCCCAGCGAUCUGAGUCGCAUGGACCUGGACGGGACCCGUCUCCAGGAUCUUGUUCAGCAGUUUGAGGCCCUGCCUGGAGAUCUGGUGGGCUUGGCCCCCGAUGCGCCCCCUUGCCCCCUACACAUUGCCACUGGCCAUGGCCUGGCCCCCCCGGACACAGCUGGAGCCCACGGACUCUUGUCGACCGAGGCUGACCGGGAAGACCUGCUGAGCCUUCUGCACGGCGAAAAGCAUCCUCCUGCCCAGCCCAGCCCCGAGGAGCCCCCAGACCCGGCCCCCCGCCUGCUGCAGCCCCCUGAGGACCUGCCGGAGGAUCCGGGCCCCCCCGAGUGGGAAGAGGGAGCCUCUGCCGAACGGGGGAGCAGCCGUAGCUCCAGCAGCUCCCCGGAAGCCUGGCUGGAGACCUCACCGCUGGUGACCCCCGAAGACCCGCCCCGGGGGGCCCAGAGCCCCGAGACCCCGACUUCAUGCCCUGCCCUCCCGGAGGGUGAGUGUCCUGUCCACCCUGGCCCAGGGGCUCUGGGGUACAGAAUAGCCUCAACCAGGCUCCCCAAAUCUCAUACAGAGCUAGCCAGGAAGGAGUCCACUUCUAGAGAAGUUGUUUUCAUUUGUAGAGAGACGGCAGCAGUCCCUGGCCCCUGUGAGCACGAGGACCUCCUGGAUGGCGUGGUGUUCGGGGCCAAGUACCUGGGUUCCACGCAGCUGGUGUCAGAGCGGAACCCCCCGCCCAGCACCCGCAUGGCCCAGGCGCAGGAGGCCAUGGACCGCGUCAAGGCGCCUGAUGGGGAGUCGCAGCCCAUGACGGACGUCGACCUCUUCGUGUCCACAAAGAGGGUAAAGGUGCUGACGGCCGGCUCGCAGGAGACGCUCAUGGACCACGCGCUGCAGACCGUGUCCUACACCGCCGACCUCGGCCACGUGCUGGUGCUCAUGGCCCGGCGCAGACUGACGAGGGCCGCCCCGCACGCCACCGGCCGCCGCCUCUACCGCAUGAUCUGCCACGUCUUCCAUUCCGAGGAUGCCCAGCUGAUCGCCCAAGCCAUCGGGCAGGCCUUCGCCGUGGCCUAUAGCCAGUUUCUGCAGGACAGUGGCCUGGACCCCAGCCAGGUGGCUGCCCAGCAGAACCAAGGGACACCCGGGCCCGGCCACCUGCACAAUGGCGACCUGGAUCACUUCUCCAACAGCGAGAACUGCAGGGAGGUGUGCAUCGAGAAGCGCCGGGGCGAGGGCCUGGGCGUGGCCCUGGUGGAGUCAGGCUGGGGGUCCCUGCUGCCCACGGCCGUCAUCGCCAACCUCCUGCACGGGGGUCCCGCCGAGCGCUCAGGGGCUCUCAGCAUUGGGGACCGCCUGACCGCCAUCAACGGGACCAGCCUGGUGGGGCUGCCAUUGGCCGCCUGCCAGGCCGCCGUCCGCGAGGUGAAGUCUCAGACCCUCGUUACCCUCAGCAUCGUGCACUGCCCGCCAGUGACCACAGCCAUCAUCCGCCGGCCGCACAUCCGGGAGCAGCUGGGCUUCUGCGUGGAGGACGGCGUGAUCUGCAGCCUUCUCCGCGGCGGCAUUGCAGAACGCGGUGGCGUGCGAGUUGGUCACCGCAUCAUCGAAAUCAACGGGCAGAGCGUGGUGGCCACACCGCACGCCCGCGUCAUCGAACUGCUGACCGAGGCCCACACUGAGGUACACAUCAAGACCAUGCCCGCCGCCACCUUCCGCCUGCUCACUGGCCAGGAGCAGCCCGUGUACGUGUGAACGGCCCCGCCCCCACCAGCCCACCACUGUGCCUUAGGCCCUCCGCGCCCCGCCUUGGCUGGACCCCAAAGGAUUCUCAGCGCUCUGUGGCGCACAUGACAAAUUAAAUGCAUAUCA
This is a messenger RNA of Sorex araneus (European shrew), 2151 nucleotides long. RefSeq names its product amyloid beta precursor protein binding family A member 3 (gene APBA3). Gene Ontology annotation, biological process: chemical synaptic transmission. The record is from RefSeq and is a predicted model, not a curated record. The transcript is spliced from 11 exons. NCBI's taxonomy places the organism in Eukaryota, Metazoa, Chordata, Mammalia, Eulipotyphla, Soricidae. Bases 160 to 2034 code for a protein of 624 amino acids. Gene Ontology annotation, molecular function: amyloid-beta binding; protein binding. Gene Ontology annotation, cellular component: cytoplasm; plasma membrane; dendritic spine.